This is a messenger RNA of Rhincodon typus (whale shark), 6226 nucleotides long. Its product is annotated as sialidase-3-like. Gene Ontology annotation, molecular function: exo-alpha-sialidase activity. Gene Ontology annotation, biological process: ganglioside catabolic process; oligosaccharide catabolic process. The record is from RefSeq and is a predicted model, not a curated record. Gene Ontology annotation, cellular component: membrane; cytoplasm; lysosome. The transcript has 2 exons. The coding region runs from base 268 to 1518 and encodes 416 amino acids. NCBI's taxonomy places the organism in Eukaryota, Metazoa, Chordata, Chondrichthyes, Orectolobiformes, Rhincodontidae.
GGCGCUCCCUCAGCACCGACCCUCCGACAGCGUGGCUCUCCCUCGGCGCCAGCCUUAUGCAGCACACUGCAACGUGAAGUUGUCUUUGUUGCUGUGGUAAACUGGCUUGGGCGCAGAUAGCCCUGCACAUGCUGUGUGUUCCCGAGAGCUUUCCUGCUAAUAAUAGCAGUUGCAGUCAAAGAGCAGAAGCUGAUGAUCUGCCUUCUCGUUAAGAAUGGUUAAGCAGUAUCCUGCAUCAUUUUAUUUGCUUAGUGACACAUUCUGAAAAUGCAGAAAAUAGAUUCUUUCUCCAUUUUUAAUGUUGUAGGGGCAGUAAUUAUGCCAGCUGACCAACUUCCGAGCCGAACGAUUUUGUUUGAGAAGGGGAAGGAGACUGUAUACCGCAUCCCCUCACUCCUCUACCUCAAGGAGCACAACAUUUUUUUAGCCUUUGCAGAGGAACGAAUGUCAUUCCAGGAUGUGGAUGCAAAGCUUCUGGUGAUGAGGAAGGGCUCGUUUAUCGGAGGAUCAGUGAAGUGGGAGGACAUGGUACCACUGAAGACGGCUAUGCUGCCUGGGUAUCGGACAAUGAACCCAUGCCUGGUGUAUGAGCGGAAACGUGGAGUGAUUUACUUGUUCUUCAUCUGUGUCAAAGACGGUGUCACGGAGGAGCAGCAGAUCUGGUGGGGCAAAAACUGGGCCAGGCUGUGCUACGUGCUGAGCCAAGAUGCUGGACAUAGUUGGACAGAGCUGACGGACCUGACCGACACGGUCCUCGGCAGCCAGCUCUGCAAAUGGGCCACCUUCGCGGUGGGACCCGGUCACGGUUUGCAAACACAGCAAGGGAGGCUCAUAGUCCCUGCCUAUGCCUACAUCAUCUGCCGGAGGUGCUGUCUGAUCCCACCUAAGUACUUCACACACCCCCACUCUUUCUAUAUCUUCAGUGACGACAGUGGAGACAACUGGAAGCUAGCAGAACCAAUAACUAAGUACCAGGCACUGGAGUGUGAGCUGGCAGAGAUCACCAUCACUGACAGCCACCAUCUGCUGUACUGCAAUGCCCGAACACGCGGGCAUCACAGAAUGGAAGCAGUGAGCCUAGACCCUGGCCACUUUGAAAUUGUCCGCUUGGCCAAGGGACUGCCAGAAUCGAAGGCCGGUUGUCAGGGGAGUGUGGCGAGUUUCCGUCUCCCAAACCCAGUCACUAUUCCAUUCAGAAGGUCAACAAUUAGAAAGACUGACACAGAGGUCAAGAUGUCCUGGCUCCUAUAUACACACCCAGCAGGGAAAUCCUGCUGUUUCUUUCACAAACGCAAUCGGACUAACCUGGGUGUUUACAUCAAUCUGAUGCCCCUGAAACCUAAAGGUUGGUAUGGACCCUGGAUCAUCCAGGCUGGGCCCAGUGGUUACUCUGACCUUGUGUACCUUGAUGGGAUGGGAACCUUUGCUUGUCUGUAUGAGUGUGGUAUCUCAAAGUUCUGGGAACAAAUUGCUUUCUGUCUUUUCAGCAUCAGUGAGGUAUUGGAAAAUAUCUUUUAGUCACAUCUCCAUAAUAAGGUUGACAGAAGAGCAAUUCUUUCACUGCCUUCUAGAAGUGACCUCCAUUUAGAAAUAGCCCUCCAAGUUCCAGUGCAUGAAGGAGAAUGUUGGGCCACAUGAGAGUGAGUGUCUGUGUUAGAGUUGGGAGCUGUGUGUUUGUAUGUUGUGUUCAAAUUGGGGGAAUGUGUGCGCACAAGAGUUGGAGGGUGUGAGAGAGUUUUCGGUGUGUGUUAGGAUUGAGGGUGAGAGUUUUGGGUUUGUGAGUGAGUAUUUUGGACAAGUAUGUGAGAGUUGUGGGGUUGAGAGAGAGAUUUGAGAGAGUGAGUGAGUGAGCAUCGGAGGAGAGUGUAUGUGCACAUGCACCUGCGAGCAUUGGAGGGGAGUGCGUGCACGUGCGAGCUUUGGGGGGGUGUGUGUAUAUGUGUAUGUGUAUGUGUGUCUUUGUGUGGGGCUAUGAUACAUGGAGAUAUUUGAGUGUGAAUAUUAGCUCAGAGCUGGUCAGCCAAACAUUCCACCUCCCGAAUAUGUUGAAGGAGAGAUUCGGGAAUAUGUUGAACACUUCCUAGAUCUUGGCAGCCGUCUCGCUCCAAAGGCCACCAUUGACAAAGAGACCCAACACUGGGUUAGGUGCACCAUCUCAGCUUUCAACAAACUACAGCAGUGAGUGUUUUGAAGAGGUCUUUGCUGUUAUUCAACAGAAGGCCUAGUCUACAGAGCACACUCCCAUGCUGCUGAGACCUGGACAGUGCAUCCAUAACACAGGGAAAUUCCAUCAGCAAAGCUUUCACUGCGGUUUCUGGAUUCAGUGGGAGGACCAUUGAAUUAAUGCUAAGGUCCUUCCUGAAACCUGCUCCACAAAUAUUUCAGUCAAAACUGCUGUAAAUCAAUGAUCAUCGAGCUGACACACCUCAAAUCUGUUAGCCAUCAUUCCUGGCUGUUAAAUGUCCAUCUUCUAAGGACAAAGAAAUCACCACAAUGACAUCCCAAAUCUCUCAUUUGAAACACAGCAGCAUUGUCAGUAAUGACUGGGAAGCAACAAUUUGUCCAUUCAGCUGCAUCAGUCUCAAUGUCCUACUGACGUAGGGCAAUGACAGAGAAGGAAGGGAAAGAAAGUAAAUCCAGCUUUUAACUUCCUGGAACACCGUGCCUCAUCUGUCCAAGGAUAUGUGGAUCAAGAAAUAGCCUUCUCAGUCACUUAAAGAUCGAUGGCAGAAACUGAUGACCGUGGUAAACGUCACCCUCAAACCAAUAAGCAGCCAAUAACAAUAUUGUGUGAGAGAGUGUAGUAUGCAUGUGAAAAUAUGAGUGUAUGUAAGUGCAUUGUAUGAUUGUGUUGGAGGGUGUGUGAGUAAAUAUAUGUGUACAUGAAUGUGUGUUUGAAGUUUGUUAAUAUUUGAACAUGAGUGCAUGGAAGGGUGUGUGAGAUAACGUACGUGCAUGCAGAAAUUCCUGUGUGUACUUGAGUGUGUUCAGGAUUCUGCAGGUGUACUAUGUAGGUAUGUAAAUGUGAGAAAGUUAGUACAUGUCUAAGUUGCAUGUGAUUACAUGUAAGUUUGAACAUGACUGCCCAUGUACGUGUAAGUGUGACUGUGUGUAUGAUUGUGUGUGAGUCUGUGUAUCUAUGUAAGAUUAAGUACAUGUGAGACUGAGUGAGAGUAUGUGAGUAUUGUGCACAUGUAAGAAAAAGACCAUGAGGCUAGGAACAUCAUGUCUGUAUGAGGUCAUGCGUGCAUGUGUGUGAGUGUAUUGUGUGUGCGCGCACGCGUUGGUGAGAAAAUGGUUGGAUAUGUAUCCCUCUGUCCAAGAGAAAAAGGUCUGUGUGUGUGUAAAUCUAGAAUUGAAAGCUAGACUCCGUGAUGAUCGAUUAUUAUAAAAAUCCAUCUAGUUCACUAAUGGCCUUUAGAGAAGAAAAUCUACUAUCCUUACGUGGUCUGGCCUACAUACUGGCAAUGUGGCUGACUCUUAACUACCCUCUGGGUAAUUUGAGAUGUGCAACAAAUGCUGGCCCAGUUGGCAAUGCCUACAUCCAUGAACAAAUAAAUGAAAAAAGACCCACAGCAAGCCAGUCAAUUUUAAAAGUAUGCUAAUAUCUUGUUUUAUAAUAUUAAUCCCACUUGUGAACACUGACUGUCUUCCUGUAUGCUGCAUAGCAAAUAUAUAAGCUUAGUUUUGGGCAUAAACCUAGAUUUUUGACAGAGAAGGGAGCUAUUUUAAUUUGUUCAUGGGAUGUAGGUGUCACUGCCAUUUAUCAUCCAUCCCAAACUGACGUGAGAACAUGGUGAGUGGUCUUCUGUCUUCUUAAAACUGCAGUCUGUUUGCUCUACGUAGACCUGUAGUGCUGUUAGAAAGUAAUCGUUGUCAACAAGUAUUGCCACUGGAAGGAAGCAGCUGAUGAUGGUUGAGCGUAGGACACUACCCUGAGGAACUGCAGAGAUGUCUUGGAGCUGAGAUGAUUGAUCUCCAACAACCACAACCAUCUUCCUAUGUGCCCGGUAUAACUCCAGCCAGUACAGAGUUUACCCCCUGAUUCCUAUGCCAAAUGGAUCUUUCACUCAGCACUUCUGGCUGAAGAUUGUUGCAAAUGCUUCAGCCUUUGCUUUUCCAUUGAUGUGCUGGGCUCCCCCAUCAUUGAGGAUGAGGAUAUUUGUGGACCCUCCUCCUCCACUGAGUUGUUUAAUUGUCCACCACUAUUCACAAUUGAAUGUGGCAGGACUGCAGAGUUAUAGAUCUGUUCAUUGGUUGUGGAAUUGUUUAGCUCUGUCACUUGCUGCUUGUGCUGUUUGGUAGUUUCUCCAGGUUGACAUAUCACCUUCAGGUAUGCCUGGUGCUGCUCCUGGCUUGACAGUAAUGGUUGAGCAGGGGAUAUGUUGGCCCAUGAGGUUGCAGAUUGCGCUGGGGUACGAUUCUACUACUGCAGCCGAUGGCCCUCAGUACCUAAUGGAUGCCAGUUUUGAGUUGCUAGAUUUGUAUGAAUCUGACCCAUUAGCACCACACCACAAGAUGGAAGUAUCCAUGACCAAUGAAUGUGUGGUAGUCCCUCCUACCUGUACUGUCAUGGACAGAUAUAUCUGUGAGGAGAUUGGUGAGGAUGAGAUCAGGUAUAUCUUUCCCUCUUGUUGGUUCCCUCAGCACCUGCCAUAGACCCAGUCUAGCAGCAGUGUCCUUUAGGACCCGACCAGCUCGAUGUGUAGUACUGCUGCUGAGCCACUCUUGGUAGUGGGCAUUGAAAUCCCCCACCCAUUCUGCGCCCUUGCCAUCCUCAGUGUAGUUCAACAUGGAGGAGUGCCAAUUCAUCAGCUGAGGGAGGACGGUACAUGGUAAUCAGCAGGAGGUUUCCUUGCGCAUCUUUAACCUGAAGCCAUGAGACUUCAUGAGGUCCAGAGUCAACUUUGAGUGUUGCCCAGGGCAACUCUUCCCAACUGUAUACCACUGUGCUGCCACCUCUGUUGGGUCUGUCCUGCCCAUGGGACAGGACAUAUAUGGGGAUGGUGAUGGUGAUGGUGGUGUCUGGGACAUUGUGUGUAAGGUACGAUUCCAUGAGUAUGACUAUGUCAUGCCUGGACUUCACUGACUGCAAGGGUGGGAGAGGCAGAAAACCUCAGAAUAUUCUAAGUUUUUUCUGAAUUCAUUCACGGGAUAAGGGCAUCACUGGCUGGGUAGUUAAGAGUUGACUGCAUUGCUGUGGGUCUGGAGUCACACGUAGGCCAAACCAGGUAAGGAUGGCCAUUUCCUUCCCUAAAGGACAUUAGUGAACCUGAUGGGUUUUUCCUAACACUUGACAAUAGAUUCACAGUCAUCAUUAGAUUCUUAAUUCCAGAUAUUUAUUGAAUUCAAAUUUCACCAUCUGCUGUCGUGGGAUUUGAACCCAGGUCCCCAGAACGUUAUCUGCGUCUCUGGAUUAACAGUCCAGCGAUAAUACCACUAGGCCAUCGCCUCCCCUGAGGCACUGUGGACAUGCAAUGUCAAGGCAUACAAGGCUAUGGGCCAAGUACUGGAAAAUGGGAUUAGAAUAGUUAGGUGUUGUUUUUGACCAGCACAGACUGAAUGGGCCGAAGGACGUUUUAUGGUGCUGUAGAUUUCUAUGACACAAGAAGCCUAGGUAAUUAUGGUGAGUCCAUGUUGGGGAAAUGUGGUUCAGAACAGUGUCUGAGAUAAAAGUGAGCCUACUUUUACAUCACAGACCUCCCUGAAGGAAGCAAACUUUCCAUUGGAAAUGCCCAAUGUGGCAGUGUGGUGUUUUCAGAGAGGGUGUCCUCAAUUCCCAGAGUGGUGGGAGGUAAAGAACACAAGCAACAAUUUCAGAAAAUACACAAAACUGGAAAUAAUUCACAGCAGCCCAAAUACAAAGUACAGGAGAAACUCCACUGGAGGCACUAUGGAGAAAGAGAGUUAAAAUUUUGACUAUGACUUUUCACUAUAGCUCAAAGACUCAAUUUAACAUUCCGAAAACAAAACAACGCGAUAGAGUUUCUGCUCUAAACGUCACUGACAAAUAGGUGGCAAAUCACCCCCUGAUUAAUGAAGUUCAUGUUUCAAUUCAGGUUCAUUCUCAUAAUGACAAAUGUAAAACCUUCAAUGUACCUGCACAAUGGAGGUGUUAGAAUACCAUCUGCUUUAUAUAAGGCUGGAAACCUGAUACAAAAUUAACAGCCGAAAAUCGAAUAAUCACAAAAAUAAAUAUUUAUAAUUUGUGCCAAGUUACCAACAA